GUCGGCAGAACAAGCUGCGGAUUUCUGAGCAACGGCUCAGCAAUUUCCAAGAAAUAGUUGGUUAGGGGAAGGAAACCCUGCAUUCAGCUCAAAGAAGCGUGAACUUCCCGUUAGUUUGCAGAGUGCGUCUCUCGGUCAACCCUGCAAGGGGUUCAGGAGCAAUGACAAGUAUGGAGAAUUUCGUCUUCGCCAUCUCCCUUCUGUUCAACGUCCUGAACACAGCUAUCCCCCAGGACGACAUCGGUGAUGAUAUCCUUCAGGUGAUACUGUGGAACGGGUCCCAGCCUGCUCUGCUACCUUGUUCCCACCCCACACCUACCGAAGUUACAGAGGUGCAGUGGAUAUUUGAAUCUUUCACAAGGUCCGGGCUGACGAGAAUCUGUACAAUCUUUCCAAAUACCGGAUGUAACCACACCCAGUUUCUGCAUUUAACUCUGGCCAAGUCUGAUGGUUUCAAGACAGGAAAUUACUCUCUUCACCUGGAUCCGACAGUAGAAGCUGCUGGAAGGUAUACCUGUUACAUAUAUCCCAAGGCGCUUGUCAGGCGAAUGGAUCUUGUGGUUCUAGCUGUGUCCGUGAAUCCGGCCGGCUCGAUUCCUCACGGAAGCUCUGUGUAUCUGAACAGUGGAAUUGGCGACUGGUCUGAAUAUAACAAUAUGGUCUGGGACAUUGAAGACAGUGAAUACGAGAUCAUCUGGACACUGAACCACCAGCCCAUCCAGCCAGAUUCGCAUCACAGCUUCGACUUUAGAACGUUAAACAUCAGCAAUUUUCAAUGCGCCGAUGUGGGACUCUAUACCUGCACUCUCAAAUCCAAGGAUGGAAACACUUGCGCCUACAGUCAUUUCUUGAAGACCUCAGGCCAUUCCAAAAGAACUUUAGCCAUCGUUCUUGCAGUCCUUGGAGUGGCCUUGGUUAUUUCUGCUGCUGUUCUCAUAGUUUGCUUCGGCAAGUGCAAAACGGAAGGUCAGAAGUCUGCUCAGGUGUUGGAUAUUGAGGACAACUACGUAACCCUUGAUGUCGCUACUUUGGGGAUCCCCGGUAAUUAUACCAGAUCAGCAGCUGAAAAGUGUAUCUACGCCAAUAUCGCAAGGAGUUAGUUGGGCAUGGAUUAACUCCCGACAUUGUCUGCCGAGUCUUGAGAGCUAUUCCGGACUUAAAUUAACGCUGCCUUUCUUUUGUGUGAGCAGAGGCAUUCCUUAAUGGGAGCUGAGCGUCACAAAAUGAGAAGAUUGUUUAUGUAGAAUCCUUCGCACUUUCAAGGGGAAUCCUUCCUCUUCCCGGUUCACCCCGAGGUGAUAUUAUAGUAUGCAUACAGGAAGCGUUACAAUAUCAUUUGCUUAAAGGUGCCCAUCGCUGCUUUCUCAAGCAAUGUUUCCAAGCAUAUGAAAUAAAAAGAGCCUUUG
Molecule: messenger RNA, 1406 nt
Organism: Pristis pectinata (smalltooth sawfish)
Lineage: Eukaryota; Metazoa; Chordata; Chondrichthyes; Rhinopristiformes; Pristidae
Exons: 6
Coding region: 162-1100 (312 amino acids)
Source: RefSeq, a predicted model, not a curated record